UUGGAGGAGGGUCUCCCGUAAAGCUACAGAUUCCAGUGUAGUUAUAGUGCAGAAAGAAAGAUGUCCAAAGGGAAGAUAUCAGCCAUACGAAUCGAACUGUUACGACGCCUGCACAACCAGACAUGAAGGCAUUGAAGACUUGCCAGUACAAUAUGCGAUAUAUUCCAAGGGAGACAGUAUCUCCACCGAUGAUAUAUUGUGACUUCAAAAGGGGAUUUUACAGCCUGGAUGGCAAGUUUCUUCAGAGGUUUGACGGAGAACUCAGAUACCAACCCCUGGAAUGUACAUGUGUCACUGAUUACAACCCAUGUACUAGAGGACAGUUCCCAAUUCCGAACGGGACGUGUCUGUUUCCGUGCGAAGAAGGUUUCGAGCGUGACGUCCAUGAUGGUUUUCAGUGUAAAGAACUAAGACGGGCAGAAACUGAUUCCAGUUUAGAGGAGAUGAAACCUAAAGACAAUGAUUUGAGUCAGAAAGCAGAGGAAGCAGACGAGAUAAACAUAAUUAACAAGACUUCGCAGAAGCCGCGGAAUGAAACCAAAACAGAGGACAGUCGUACUUCGAAUGAUUCGCACGUCACUAUAGUAAUAGUCUUCGUAUUUGCUGCUUUACUAUUUGCCAUCGUCGGACUGGUCUUGUACAUCUUGAGCACUAAAACAGCAUAAUCAUCGUUUAUUGUAGCCGGUACAGAAAGAGAAACUUCUACCUCCUAAAGAAUUCCAUAGUUUGAAGUAUUCCGCUUUGACUACAUUCAGGAUGAUUUAUGAACAAUGACAAAUUACUGACAUUCAUACAUGUUGUUUCUUUAUGAUUGUUCAGACAAUAAAUAGUGAACUUUAUACAACAAUUUCAUCACGACGAGUUCCUUCAAACUUUACCCAUUGGUCAAGCUGUCCAUUAAGUUUUGAAAUCUUCUACAUUACGUAAAUAGGGUAAGACAGUAUCAAAUCACUUAAAAUUUUAAACAUACAUUUUUGAGCGUUUACAAAAAAUAUCUGACAUCUAGAUAAGAGGCAAAGUUCUCCACAACACCUUGGUGUAUUUGAUAUGUCUAGUUUUGAAAUAUCGGUUCAUAUUAGUUUAAAAUACUGUUCUGCCGUGAACAAUACAUAGGUUGUGUCUUCUUGUGUCUGUUUUGUGUUUUAAAAAUAUGUAAAGCAUUAAUGAUUUUAAUCGUAACUCGAGAUGGCUUUAUAAUGAGUAAUUUGCCCGACGACAUGACAAUAAUCUUUACCGAAUCAUUUUAACAUUUUAAAUAUACAAGUUCAUAUAAUGCAUAGUAACAUAUCAAAAUAUCGAUAACUUUUUUGUGAGCCUUUCAAAAGUCCUUGUUAAAGUUAAAGGAAAGAUAUAAUGGACCAAAAUUAUUUUGUUAUAUGUGCCUUUGUUUACUUUUAUGUUUGAGUAAAAUGACGGACAGUGACCACAACUACCUAGAUAAUGUUGUUUAUAUUUUAAGUUACUAUUAUAGGCGAGUCCAACAUUUUGUUAUUGAUACUUAAUAGUUAAUAAAUAAAUAGGGCAUUUAAAUUGUUCCAUCUUGAUAUAGCCGGUUAACUCAUAAUUUAAAUUAGGUUUGGAACUUUCUUCAUGGUUAUGAGUAAUGAACAACCAUGAAGUAGCCACAUGAAAUCUUUUGAACAUUUUAUUGAUGUCGAUAUUUAAGUAUACCGUAUGUUGAAAACUCGCCAAGCAAUAUCAAACUAUCAUUUAGAGUAAUAUUUUUGCUGUUUGUUAAUGUAAGAUAUGAAAUAAUUAUUUGGACUCGCGCGUGCGUACUCCUUUAAAAUGAUUGACAUAUUUUCAUACUUUUGGUAGAAUGGUAAUUCUUGACUACAUUUUUGUAUAUUUUAGUCUUUUGAAUGAGUGAUCUGUUUAUGUAUGCAUUUAAUUAACCAUAUUACAUUAUGCUUAAACAGUUUCUCAGUUCGUUUGAUUUUCUAGAUAUUUGCUGUAUAUUUUUUUUAUAAACGAAAUCUCUAACAUUGUUAAUAUAAAUAAUCUUAAUUUUUGGUUUUAACAUUUUAUUAAUUGAAAGUAUUUGGCUUCUUGAGAAAUUUCUGUGAAAUAAACUUAA
Messenger RNA from Mercenaria mercenaria, 2077 nucleotides. RefSeq lists its product as uncharacterized. The record is from RefSeq and is a predicted model, not a curated record. The coding region runs from base 123 to 665 and encodes 180 amino acids. The transcript is spliced from 7 exons. Lineage: Eukaryota; Metazoa; Mollusca; Bivalvia; Venerida; Veneridae.